AGUUCGAUCUUUGGUGGGGCUUUUGGAAGAAAGUUUCCUCCUUUAUCGGAAAACCACCCUGGUCCCUGUUUUUUCAAUCUUCUUCUAAUAUUUUCCGGCGAAAAUGUCGAACGACGGCAAUGGCGGAAACGACAUUGACCCUUUACUCCAAUACUUGCUAAGCCCUAGAAUUAACCCACCACCGCCUCUAUUUCCCUUACCGGAAAACGACGACGUCACGAUCCCGAUGCCGAUGACUCCAUCGGAAUUCAAAAACCGAUUAAUCUUCGGCCCAUUUCCUCGCUCUCAACGAGAUUCCUCCCUUCUCGUCGACGCUCUCUCUCAAAACCCUUCGCCGUCGUCUUCCUCCGCCACAACCUCGCUCUCCGAUUCCUCAAACGUAGACCUCCUCCUCCCAGCUCCGGAACCCAGUUUACCCGGGCCAAAACCCAAAUCGACCCACCAUAGAUUCCACCGAUCCAAAACAGCUCCUGCCAUGGCAGCAAUCAACGAUCUAGCUUACCCGAUUGAUCUGAAAACAGAGCAAUCAGGUUCGAAAUCCGUCGUGAGAAGAGCUGUUGCUUUGCUCGUCGUGUAUCUCUCCUUAGGUGUGCUUUUCUAUUGGUUGAAUCGAGAUAGCUAUCAAGUGAAUCAGACGCAUCCUAUUGUUGAUGGUUUAUACUUUUGUAUCGUCACAAUGUGCACAAUCGGUUUUGGAGAUAUCACGCCUGAUACUGUCGUUACCAAGGUGUUUGCGAUCUUGUUUGUGCUCGUUGGGUUUGGUUUCAUCGAUGUAUUGCUUAGUGCGAUGGUAAGUUACGUUCUUGAUCUCCAAGAAAACUAUAUGUUGGAAGCUGCGAGGAACGAGAGCUUAGAAGAGCCGGAGAAGAAGAGAUCGUAUAUAAUAGAUGUGAAGAAAGGGAGGAUGAGGAUUAGGUUGAAAGUUGGAUUGGCUUUGGGUGUUGUGAUGCUAUGCCUUGGUUUUGGAGUUUUGCUUAUGCAUUUCUUUGAGAAAAUUGGGUGGUUGGAUUCGUUUUAUUUCUCGGUUAUGUCGGUUACUACGGUCGGUUACGGUGACCGGGCUUUUAAGACGUUACCCGGUAGGCUUCUUGGUGGGAUAUGGUUGCUUGUGUCUACUUUAGCUGUUGCUCGAGCGUUUUUGUAUUUGGCUGAAGCAAGAGUUGAUAAGAGGAAUAGAGAGAGGGCCAAGAGAGUGCUUGGUGAAAACUUGUCUAUCUCUCAGUUCUUUGCUGCGGAUAUCGACAACAAUGGCUGCGUUAGUAAAGCAGAGUUUGUGAUAUACAAACUAAAGAAGAUGGAGAAAAUAACCGAUAAGGACAUUAAUCCGAUCGCUAAACAGUUUGAUAUGCUUGACCGAUCUAAUAGUGGAAGGAUUACUCUUCUAAAUCUCUUGGAAACCAGCACCAACGAUUUAUCCACUGCCACCUCUGUUUAGGAAACUGAAGAUGACAACAAAACAUCGCCAUUUCCGGUUUAUGUGAAGCGGUUUAAAUUCUGGUUUGUCUUGAUCUUUUCUUAUAGCAGAGAGUAUUAUUACCUUCUCACCUAAUGAUGACGAUGAAGAAGUUUGAUGUUCGGUUUCUUGAUCGCUUUGAUGUCAUACCAAAUGGAUAUAUGCCAUUGGUUUGCUUUGCUGUGAUGAAGAGGUUUAAAAGGAUUCAUUUCAUGUAUUGUAUAUCCUUAAAUUCUGAUUGAUACUUCGGUUUGAUCGAAACCUUUUGUUUCGGUUUGGAUUAAUAAUUUGUGCUCAUAAUACCAAAAGAGUGUAAAUGUUGAUGUAAAAA
This is a messenger RNA of Eutrema salsugineum, 1784 nucleotides long. RefSeq names its product two-pore potassium channel 2. Gene Ontology annotation, biological process: potassium ion transmembrane transport; stabilization of membrane potential. The coding region runs from base 104 to 1435 and encodes 443 amino acids. Lineage: Eukaryota; Viridiplantae; Streptophyta; Magnoliopsida; Brassicales; Brassicaceae. Gene Ontology annotation, cellular component: plant-type vacuole membrane. The transcript is spliced from 2 exons. Gene Ontology annotation, molecular function: potassium ion leak channel activity. The record is from RefSeq and is a predicted model, not a curated record.